GACAGGCGGAAAUGAACAAUUAUUUUGACUAUUUUUCGAGCGGAGACAUCCUGACUUUGUCCGCCAAGUUUUGCCAUUCCGAGCAGAGGCCUUUUCCUUCGCGAUAUGAUUCCUUCAGCAGGGAGGGAGUGGGGAGCACUCCGAUAGGUGCAAAUUGUCACGAUCAGCAGCACGUUCGUCCGGUAUCUGCAACAAGCUUCCCUCAAGGAACUUUUGGAUUAUCCUGUGAUGGCAUUCCAACUGCUGCAGACUUCAGCUUUCUAGGCCAAGGGCCAGAAUAUGAUUUGGCAUACGAGACUCAUAACGAAGCGAAUGACAGUGGGACACACGUCCAGUGCAUGACCUCUGCAAACUUAGGAAAUGGAUUGUUUUCACUUAUUCACGGGCCGUCUGCUUUAGACCACAGAGAGCAAGACAAUUACAGCCAGUAUCAAAGAGAACCUCAAGAUUUUUAUCCCGUAAGAUUUGAAUCACAUCCUCCUUUGAAUGGAAGCUACCAUAAAACGAACCCGGUGAGAGAUGAAUCACAACCCGCUUACGGUACAUUCGAGUGGAUGAAAGUGAAAAGGAGCAAUGCCAAAAACAGUAAAGCGAGAGAACAAGGACAUCCUAACCCCUCUGCUGUAGCCCGAACAAAUUUCACGACGAAACAGCUGACGGAACUCGAAAAAGAAUUUCACUUCAAUAAAUACCUGGCCAGGUCGAGGAGAGUAGAAAUCGCCAACACGCUACAGCUUAACGAGACUCAGGUGAAAAUCUGGUUCCAAAACCGACGGAUGAAAGAGAAAAAGAGAGAAAGAGAUGGCCUGGUACCACAUUCGGGUAAAAAUUCUGAAACAUCUGCCUCUGAAAACAAUUCCCCAACUUCUUCGCCAUCUAAUUCUCCAAAAAUGCUGGCUUGAGAGUGGUCGUCACUCCAGGUAGAACACUUGGUAUGAAAUCAUGACUGCAGAAGAAUCCAAAGACAACUUUCUUUCUUUCUUUCUUUCUUUCUUUCUUUCUUUCUUUCAAACCAAAUUGUCAAGUGUAAUCAACAAAUGACGAUUUUACGUUUUCAAGUUAUUUAAUUUUCUAUACCAAAUUAUAUUUUAUUAUUGUUUUGUACUGACUGGUAUAUUUAAUUGGAACAGGAAACGGAUUUCAUUUAUAGUUUUCAAGAUAAUCUAAUGCUCUUUGCACUAUAUGUGUUGAUAAUAUGCUAAAUUAUGAUUGUAUAUAUGUAUAUAUGGUGCGGUUUACAUGUAUAAGUUUGUGUUGCUCCAGCAGUUGCCUCUAACAAUGAGCUCAUGUCGCAUAUUUUCCAAAUGGAUAUUCUAAUGUAACAUGAUGCUGCCUUACUAGACUUAACAAACUACUGUAACCUUGAAAUGUGAUAUGCGACAACAAAACCAAAGGGCUACAGAAACCUGAAUGUAAAAAUCACUGGUUUCGUUUUUUCAUGAUUGCUGUUUGGCAUUUGUGACUACAAGGUUUAAUUGUAACAGUUGCACAAAUGUAAUUUAAAUUCAACAAAUAUUCAGGUUAUAAACCGUGCUUAAUGAUGUCUGCACUAUACGCCUCAGGAGGAACAAAGACCAAUGCUGCUAUUUAAUGGAAAGCCCUAGCAGUAUUCUGUACGCGAUGUUUGAUCAUUUUUUUCAGACACCGUAUUCUUAUUGUUUUUUAUGUUCAUUGAUAUUCUGUAAGAAGCUACUGUUCUUAACCAAUUGUACAGUACUGUAUGUGUGUUCGUGUGGUUGACCACGGGAACUUGGUAUUAAUAUUUCAUUUUUUUCAUAAUAAAAUAUAAAUCGAGGCAUCA
Messenger RNA from Erpetoichthys calabaricus (reedfish), 1801 nucleotides. Its product is annotated as homeobox protein Hox-D1-like. The record is from RefSeq and is a predicted model, not a curated record. NCBI's taxonomy places the organism in Eukaryota, Metazoa, Chordata, Cladistia, Polypteriformes, Polypteridae. Gene Ontology annotation, cellular component: nucleus. The coding region runs from base 12 to 902 and encodes 296 amino acids. Gene Ontology annotation, biological process: regulation of transcription by RNA polymerase II. Gene Ontology annotation, molecular function: DNA-binding transcription factor activity, RNA polymerase II-specific; RNA polymerase II cis-regulatory region sequence-specific DNA binding. The transcript has 2 exons.